Molecule: messenger RNA, 711 nt
Organism: Lycium ferocissimum
Lineage: Eukaryota; Viridiplantae; Streptophyta; Magnoliopsida; Solanales; Solanaceae
Exons: 2
Coding region: 1-711 (236 amino acids)
Molecular function (GO): zinc ion binding; nucleic acid binding
Source: RefSeq, a predicted model, not a curated record
AUGGCAAAGGCAUACAUGCAGGAAGAAUUUGAUGAGCUUAUGGGGAAGGUUGAGAAGGCAGAUUUUUGGGUGCCAGAGUAUUUGGAAUUAGCUGGAAGAGAAAAGUGGGCUAGAGUGUAUGCAACUGUUAACCGAGGAUGGACAAUGACUUCGAACAUAGCAGAGUGUAUUAAUCGUCACCUUGUAGCGGCAAGAGAGCUGCCUAUAUUUGAUUUUCUAGAAGAAGUGAGGAAGAUGUUUGGAAGAUGGAAUUAUAAUAACCGGAGAAACGCCGAACCAUCAACCGAAUACUUGUACACAGUCCAUGCUGCAGGAAGGCGUUUCAUAGUUAACUUGGACAACAAAACUUGCAGUUGUCGGAUGAUUCAAAUAGACGAAAUUCCAUGCCCACAUGCAUGGGCUGUCAUUAAGAAGAAAAAUCUAACGGCUGAUGAUUACUGUUCAGAAUUGUUCAAACCGCACACCGUGGUGAAGACAUAUGAUGUAGUCGUGGAUCCUCUCCCUUACGAGCGUGAAUGGAAGAUUCCCACAUACAUAUCAGAGGAUGUGGUUUUGCCACCAAGAUACAAGAGACCUCCUGGUAGGCCGAAGAAGAAGCGUGAUAAGCCGUUAGUUGAAUUGCUUCUUGGGAAAAAAAGACAUGCUUGCAGUAAAUGUGGACAGACUGGACACAAUAGACGUUCUUGUAGUAAUGCUCCUAGAAGGAAGUAA